AUGUCACAAAAACUGGGACGUUCAAUAUCAACACUUGUUGAAUUUUUUAAACAAAAUUCUAUUCGUAUACCAAUUGGUCCAAUGGUAUUAAAUGUUAAAAGAUCUGAUGAUGAUUCUGAUUAUAUGGAAAUAAAUUUAUUGGGAAAAAAUAUUAUGAAUCAAACAACACAAGACAAAGGUGUUGGACGACGACAUAAAGUUAUAAAUCGUAGAGGUAAAAAACAUCUUCAAAUCAUAAUACCAAUGUAUUUGGCUGCCAAUUCAUUUGGAUGGACAUUGCUUGCGAUCAAAGCUGUUACAUUAUUAGCUAUCAAAGCAGUUUUAGUCUCUAAAUUGGCAUUCUUAGUUGCAUCAUCGAUUGUUAUAAAAAAUUUCAUGGAUAAUUCACAUAAGUAUGCACUAGCAUUAGCAACACUCAAACAAUAA
This is a messenger RNA of Condylostylus longicornis, 426 nucleotides long. RefSeq lists its product as uncharacterized. Lineage: Eukaryota; Metazoa; Arthropoda; Insecta; Diptera; Dolichopodidae. The transcript is spliced from 3 exons. The coding region runs from base 1 to 426 and encodes 141 amino acids. The record is from RefSeq and is a predicted model, not a curated record.